AAAAUCAGCAUUUAGACGAACCAACCCCUUUGGCAGUUUACCUACAAAACAAAUAAGCACUUGGUUAUAAAAAUGCUCGGCAGUGAUGGAGACAGCAGUCCUUUCUCACCUGCUAAAGACGCAUCUGAUGAGAAGCGCAAGUCUCCGGCCUUGGAGCGGGAACCGUCGGCAGCCAACAGGUUUACGGAGCAUGGCGUGGACCGCUACUACAUCCCACCCUCAACCUCCAAACAGAGCACAGAGCCGGGCAACCCGUGCUCGUUCCUUCCUUACACGGCGAGCGGCACUGUUUACAGCUCCUCAAGUGCACCCCGGUACCCCUCAUCUCUGCAUCUGAGCUCCGUUCUGCCUCCAACGGGAUUCUCCCCCUCCUCCUCUGGCAGAGGCCACUUCAGUCCGGCCUAUCAACUGGGCCAGAGUCCUGGCUGCCUCUACCCGUCCUACGCCAGCAACAUGGCCCUACCUGCGUCCACGGCGCACACGCGCGCUCAGGUCUACCUUUGCAAUCGGCCACUGUGGCUCAAGUUCCACCGACACCACACGGAGAUGAUUAUCACUAAACAGGGCAGGCGUAUGUUUCCUUUUUUAAGUUUUAACAUAGCUGGACUAAACCUAACUGCACAUUACAACGUGUUUGUGGAGGUGGUUCUCGCGGACCCCAACCACUGGCGAUUUCAAGGAGGCAAGUGGGUCACGUGCGGCAAGGCGGACAGCAGCAGUCAAGGAAAUAAAAUAUAUAUCCACCCUGAAUCACCAAAUACUGGAGCCCACUGGAUGAGACAAGAGAUCUCCUUCAGUAAACUCAAACUGACCAACAAUAAAGGCACCAAUCACAGCACAUCUCAGAUGAUUGUAUUGCAAUCACUGCACAAAUAUCAGCCGCGGCUGCACAUCGUGGAGGUCUCUGAGGAUGGAGUGGAGGACAUCAGCAGUGAACACAAAACCCAGACUUUCACUUUCCCAGAGACGCAGUUUAUAGCUGUCACUGCCUACCAAAACACUGAUAUCACACAAUUAAAAAUAGAUCAUAACCCUUUUGCCAAAGGAUUCAGAGAUAAUUAUGAUUCAAUGUACACUGCUCCGGAGAGUGACCGGCUCACCCCGUCCCCCACUGAAUCUUCUCGUGCUCACCAGAUUGUACCUGGGGCACGCUAUACCAUGCAGCCUCUGUUCCAGGACCAGUUAGUACACAACCUUCCUCAAAACCGCUAUUACAACAGUGAGAGAGCUGUGCCACAGACCAACAGCCUCCUGUCCCCCCAGACAGAUGAUGGAGUGUCACAGAGGUGGUUUGUCACUUCAGUGCAGCAAGGAGGAAACAGCAGCAGUAGCAGCAACAACAAGCUCGACCUGAGCCCAUAUGAAGGGGAGUACAGCCCUCUGCUGCCCUAUGGCAUCAAGUCCCUGUCCAUGCAAACAUCACACGCCCUGAGUUAUUACAGCGACUCGCCCUUCUCCACCAUGACCCAGGGCUGGGGGUCUAGAGUGGCCUAUCAGAGGAAGGUGUCCCCCAGCCUACCCUGGUCCCCACGGGCAUGUCCCAUAUCUAAUUUUCCUGAAGACUCAGACAAAACAAAGCCACUGGAUGAGGAGAUGAAUGGCAGUGUGAUGCCCUGGACUGACACACCAGUGUCUGUCUCUUUAGAGAAAACAGAUUCAUAUGCACUAGUGUGCAAGAGGAGACGCCUGUCCCUCAGUGCUCCCAGUGUAGAAGACGCACAUGCUGACAUUAAGUGUGAGGAUUUGAUCUCCACGGUUAACAACAGCUCCUAUGGCAAAGAAACACCCUCUUCCAAAAGCAUGGCAGCCUACUAUUCAUUUUACGCAAACCAAUAGACUGGAUUACCAAGACUUUAGAUGAGCCUCAGUAUUUCCCAUUAAUAGGCUCCAUCAAGAAAAUAUGAUGGC
Molecule: messenger RNA, 1908 nt
Organism: Periophthalmus magnuspinnatus
Lineage: Eukaryota; Metazoa; Chordata; Actinopteri; Gobiiformes; Gobiidae
Product: eomesodermin-like
Exons: 7
Coding region: 73-1836 (587 amino acids)
Biological process (GO): endodermal cell fate specification; regulation of transcription by RNA polymerase II; positive regulation of DNA-templated transcription
Cellular component (GO): nucleus
Molecular function (GO): RNA polymerase II cis-regulatory region sequence-specific DNA binding; DNA-binding transcription factor activity, RNA polymerase II-specific
Source: RefSeq, a predicted model, not a curated record